Messenger RNA from Oryzias latipes (Japanese medaka), 2967 nucleotides. RefSeq names its product four-jointed box kinase 1 (gene fjx1). The record is from RefSeq and is a predicted model, not a curated record. Gene Ontology annotation, biological process: cell-cell signaling. Lineage: Eukaryota; Metazoa; Chordata; Actinopteri; Beloniformes; Adrianichthyidae.
GUCUCUUUCGUCGAGCCCACAGCCCCACAAAUCAAACUCAGUCAGCGCCCGGCAGAGAGACAGAAUGGAGGAUGAGAGGCGGAGAGGCGGCUGUUGACAGAAAGCCCCAUCGGCGCCAGCGGAGGACACUUAAGGGAUGAUCGAUGCCGCGCUCGUCCAAAAAUGCUGGUUUCUGUGGUGUUCCUGCAAACCGGGAGAUGAGAUUUGCACAGAACGGAGAGCAUCUCCUUGCUGUGAUAUUCAACAGUCCGCCUGUGCACCGUGCGUGGUGCGUCGGGGGUGUGCGGUGCACGGGGCGCACGGCUCAGUACCGCGCCGGCUCCACUCUGGACUGAGGAUAACCGCUGCUCUCUUCAGCUCGGAAGGGUGAUCUUCCCCAUCAUGAGGACUCUCUCAGCCAACUUGUUUGCGGUGCUCCUGAUGUGCGCCCUCGCGGGUGUUUUCUACGUCUGGAGCGCACUGGAGAGCCGUUUGGAGCGGCAGAAACGCAGCUUUCCGGCACCAGAUGGAGGCUUGUUCCACCGUGGUCUCCCCGAAGACCCCUCCACCAAAACUUUCCGAGCCCUGCUUGCUGUUCCUGCGCCACAAAGACCUGCCCAGAAUCUCAGCAGUCAAGCCGCCUCCGCGGGAAGUCGAAAUUAUCAUGUGAAAGAGGAUAACAAGAAGAGGUCAGCGCGGCGGGAGGGUCCGGUCACAACAUCAGUCAACCCCGUGGACAACAGGAUUUUUUGGAGUGACUGGCUCGAGGACCUCUUCCCGGUAGGCUUCACGCAGGAACACGCGUUAGCUUGGAGGAAUAAAGGUAGAACGUCCCGGGUGGUUCGGCUGGAGCGUGGAUGCGGCAGGACAUCCAAUCAGCUCGCCACGUUUGCAGACGGGACGAAAGCAUGCGUGCGUUACGGGAUAAACGCGGAUCAGGUGCAAGGUGAAACUUUGACGUACUACUUUGCCAGCGUGCUGGGCAUCACAAACCUGCCGCCGCUUGUUCUGUCCCAGCUGAGCAGACACGGGGAGCAAUGGGCGGCUGUGAGGACACGGAUCGACAGCCUGCAGUGGAGCGAUGGGACCGUGGUUUCCCUCACCGAGUGGAUUUCCAACCUGAGCGGCGUGGUCGCACCUGCGCCGCUCCGGCAGGAAAGCGGCGGGCUGCACCCUCUGCUCCAGGGGCUAAGCAACAAGACCACGGCGGAGCUUCUGGAGCUGAUGCAGUGGACGGACCUGAUCCUGUUGGACUACCUGACUGCAAACUUCGACAGACUCGUCAGCAAUCUGUUCAGUCUGCAGUGGGACUCGCGCGUCAUGGAGCGGGAGACCAACAACCUCCUGAAAACCCCUCACGGGGACCUGGUGUUCAUAGACAACGAGGCGGGCCUCGUGCACGGCUUUCGGGUGUUAAACAUGUGGGAGAAAUACCACAGCUCCGUCCUGAGCUCCGUUUGCGUGUUCAGGAAAAGGACCGCGCGGCGCGUGGCGGAGCUGCACGCGCGCAGAGACGCCAGGCAAAGGCUGCUGGAGCUCUACCGAGACAGCGAGCCUUUGUCUCAGGAACUGGGAUUUCUGUCAGAUGAGCACGCGGUCGUUCUCCAGGAGAGGAUCAGUACUCUGCACAAACAUAUUUUGCAUUGCAAAGAACGCUACAGCGAGCUGUGAGCACACAGGACGCGCGCGCCUGGUGGAUUUUAUUGUCUGCACAACUAAGAGAAACGAGCUUGUCAAAUGUGAAUGUUACACCUGUGCAACAGUGAUGCACGAAAACGUCUUCAGUAUCCAGCUGAACUACCUCCCGUGAAUAGAAAUGCCUUGUUUAUAAAUACUAACGAUUUAUUUCAUGCCAUUAAGUUCUCCUGUUUAACCUGUGAGGGGAAGUUAUAGACUUCUGUCCUCUUUCACUGCAUUCAUGUUCAGCUGAAUAUAAAUACAUGUAAAAAUGUAGAGUAAAAGCCUAUUUGUGACAAUAGGAAACCAUAUGUUUUUUGUUUUGUUUGUUCAAAUUGUGUUAAAGAAACCCCAUAAGCCUUAAGUUUACCCUACAGGGGUCUGCAACCUUCAACACUUGGGUCAAGUUCUCACUGACAACAACCCAGGAGCCCCAAAGUCUAACUUGACCCUUCAGAAAAACAAGACACUGAUUUGUAUUUAUACUAUUAUGGUAGAUAUAAAUGAACUAUUGUUUUUGGCAUAAAAAUGAGCCUUUUUUUUCACAAAAGAAAUACAUUAUAGCUUUUAACAGAGGUUCACUUCUUUUCAAAAUAAAAGACAGUGUGUCACAGAAUCAUCUCAAGGCAGCAUAGGUAGGUAGUAGGUAGUGUAAUCUCAGUAAUGAUUAAACAACAGUUUAUUUCACCAUCUAUGGAGCCAGAAAUUUGUAAAUCUAACAAACCAAAAUUAAAUCAGAGCUGAGUGAGUGAGUAUUUUUCAACCAAAAAAAAAAAAUUUGUUCCAAAAUAGAAAAUAAAUUUUAUAAUCUAGUAAACCUAACUGUCCUCCAACUGAUUUUCUGUGUAACACGGUGCUCAAAAUUCUCCGUGUUUUAGUUCAACUUUGUAAAACUUGUAAGCCAAACCGCUUAGGAUUGUUGGAGCAUUACAGCUGCUGUGCACAAGAGCCUUGCAGAGUGAUGGGCUCAUUUUCUUUUCUUUUCUUUUUUUUGCUUUACUACUUACUUGCUUUUUACUUUACACUUACUUUAACCAGAGAGCCACAACGAAGGGGCCUCAGGUUGCAGACCCCUGCCCCAAUAAAUCCACCAUUCUCUCCUGCUCAGUAAUUUGCACACAUUGUAAAAUAGCUGGCACCUUCCCUCUUGCACAUUUAGCCUUAAAGUCGCCACUGUGUCAUAAAUGUUGUGUUUUUAUGUGGUAAAUAUAAAUAAUACAACCAGUUUUGAUGCUAAAUAAUUUAAUGUAUGUUGUAACAUUCCAAAAUCUUUCUUUGUUUUUUAUAAAUACAUCAUAAUCUAAGAUGGCU